GAAGUUUAUCAACGCAGAGACAUCGUCCGAGAAACGCCUCUCUCCAGCUCCAGACCCUAUAAAGGUUAGACGUCGCAGUCGAAACCUCCAACCCUCAGGACUCGACCAGGGCCAUCGAAGAUCCCGCCGUCUCUAGGAGAAAUAUCUCUCUACGAGGGAAAUGUCCCAAUCCCCAGAUCAGCCAGUGGGAGAAAAACGCCAGCCACUCCUCAAAGCCGAUCCAAUCGAGGUGAUGGUUAUACUCGCGGAGAAGGUGGCAGAACAUCAGCAACUCCAUGAGGCCGGCGCUGUGGAGAUGCGAACGAAGACCGAGGAGACAGAUGGGCAAACUUGCGAGGCUUAUCGGCAGCAGCAUGUCGAGACCGUCGAAUCCGUGACAGACCCAUCCGGUGAAUGGCAAGAUGUCGAGAUGAGGAUGAAACACGGCUGGCGCAAACUUGACCACGUCGUCAGUGGCUUCGCCACAGUCGGACUCUCCGGGCAAACUGUCUCCUGGGGGAGCCUUGACCCGGGCACGCAGAAAGAGCUCAACGGUUGGACCCCUAGGGCGAAAGAGUACCUCGAGAACGGCAUGCAGUCAAGCUUCUUCUUCGCUGCGCGCCUCUGGCAUACCCUGGACGAGAAGUUGUUUGCCCUCAGCCCCUCGAAGAAGUGGCCGAACGGGCCUUGGGCGCAAUAUGGCGAGUUUAGGGACCUCUUCAAAGAAGCAGACGAGCCUUGGAAGCGAGGUAGGCUUCCAAAGACGUAUCACGUUUGGAAAGUUUUAUCGGCGCACCUUCUCUCCAAAAUCACCGGCCCGAGCCCUGAGAUGGAUGUUAGCGUCCUGACAUCACCACUUGCUUCGAAUAGCCGAGCAUGCGAUAGAACUCGACCAGCUAAGGGAGUUUUCUACUUGCAAAUUUUGGAUCGCUUGGCGACCGGCCUUGGCCGUCGGCGGCGGCGGCGACGACGACGACGACGACGAAGGGCGCUUGUGGGGCUUCCCAGCAUCCACGAAAAUCACAGGCAAUGGACCAUCCAUGGAACUCUGGUCGGUAGGGUUCCUCGGCAAUAUCGAGGAGCAGAAGGUCCAGAUUGUCGUGGCUCCCUCCCUGGUCAUCGACAUCAACCCCCUCUGGCCUGCCGACUCACUUAUACCAUUGUCCCAUGCGCAUCGUGGUUGACCGUCCCCAGAAGAAGCAGGAACACGAGCAGGAGCAGGAGCACAAGCAGAAGGAGCACAAGCAAGAACAGCCCCACCGCAACGUCAAUACCAAGGAUGGCAAAAAGAAGAAUGGCGGCGUCGUCAAGCGCAGGGCAUCAUCCGUGUAGCCAGCAGGGACAUGGCUACUCGCCAGGAUCUUGGUUACUUUUUUUCUUCUCUUCUCCCUUCUCUUCAGACAUUGGUAGCUUAGUUAUAAUUGGCCAACUUACCUCACUUCUCCCUUCCUCCACUCAUUUCUCUUUUCCUUCUCUUACUGCUCAUUCUUCCCCUUGCUUCUCUUUCCCAUUUUUAUUUUCCGUUUCCCCCUCCUAGGCACGCCCUGUCUUUCUCUCCUUCUCUCUCUCCUUCUCUCUCUCCUUCUCUCUCUUUCCUUUCAACAACUCAUUCCUUCCAUUUUCAUGUUCCGUCUCUUCUUGUCGUCGGGCCAAUUUGGUUCCGGAUUUUUAGGCCUGUCACGGGAGAAGGCCUUCCCAGACUCUGUCAUUAUAGGGAACAAUUACGCGUUUGCCAUCCUCUAAUACAA
Molecule: messenger RNA, 1727 nt
Organism: Phialemonium atrogriseum
Lineage: Eukaryota; Fungi; Ascomycota; Sordariomycetes; Cephalothecales; Cephalothecaceae
Exons: 2
Coding region: 161-1516 (451 amino acids)
Source: RefSeq, a predicted model, not a curated record